Messenger RNA from Camelina sativa (false flax), 1944 nucleotides. Lineage: Eukaryota; Viridiplantae; Streptophyta; Magnoliopsida; Brassicales; Brassicaceae. The record is from RefSeq and is a predicted model, not a curated record.
AUGAGGGACUGUCCUCAUCAUGGCUUUUCACAAGAGAAUCCUAUGAACAUCUUCUAUGGAGGAAUUGACCAGAAGUACCAUAUGGCACUCGAUACUGCCAGCAGAGGAGAUUUUUCUUCUAACACUGCCGCUGAAGCAAACCUCUUGAUCGAAAACCUUGCAGCGAGUAACAGCAAUCAUAGCCAUGAGUAUGAUCGUUCUGUGCAUGUUGUUAGCUCCGUGUAUACAAAUGUUAUUAAGAGUCUCACUGCCAAGGUAGACCUUUUUUUGAAGAGAGAUCAGCAAGCUGUCAACAUGUGCGACGGACAGACAGGUGCGUAUCAGCAAGUUGGAGUAAAUUCAGGUUUUGAGGGGAUAGAGGAGCUGAACUAUGUAGGAGGACAAGGGAACUAUCAGAAUCAUGGGUUUAAUCAUAAUUUUAGAAAUCAUCCUCAUCUCUUCUACAGAAACACCAACAUUGAGAAUUCUCAGGAUCAGGUGUAUCCUCCACAUAAUCAACAAGGUAACUUCUCGCAAGGAUUUCAGAACAAGGGGGUUGGAUUUAGUAGCUCAAAUACCCAAGGAUACCACGCUCCAUCUGCAGCUCCACAAGAUAACAAACUCGAAUUGAUUAUGCAAGCACUGUUGGAGGGCCAUAAGAAAAGUUCUGCUGAGAUUAAUGUCAAUAUUGAUAGCAUGUACAAUGAUUUGAAUGAGAAAUUUGAGAGGUUGAGUUCACGUGUUGAUUCCAUUGAUAAGAGAGUCUCUGCUAGCUCUAAGAACAAAGAGUCAUGCAAUGCUAUAACACUCCAUGGUGGGAUCGAAGAUGGGCCGAGUUGUGUUGUGAUCAACUCAUGUUUGGCUUCCGCAGAGACGGGAUCGAUCAAUCCUGAAACGAGACCAGCCGGUCCCAUCCAUUAUGAUAAUUCGAGUUUGAUCCCCAGAGAAGUUGGAUCGACCGAUCCCCCUUAUAGAUUAAUCGAUCCCGUCAACGACGCAGAACCAGUUUCAAAAAGUUCUAGUUUGACCGCUCCACGUGAUCCAGCCCAGUCGGUCCCUGUUGCAGAGGCAGUAAAGCAUAUCUCUUUGUUUAAGAAGGUUUACAAUGAUGUUGUGGUUGAAGAAAAGGAUUUGGUGGAGGUUAAGGCGUUUUGGGCUCGAGAGAAGAACAUUCAUACUCCAUCUUUGAAAAGACUACCCAAGUUAGAAGAUCCAAGAAAAUUUGUUGUUCCAUGCUCCAUCUUAGGAGUGAACUUUGAGGACUCCCUUUGUGACACUGGAUCCAGUGUGAACGUAAUGUCUAAGGCUGUUGUAGAGAGGUUGGGGAUUGAUGAUAUGAAGACUUCUAAGGUCUCUCUAAAGUUUGCAAAUGCUGUCACCACGACUCCAGAAGGCUUCAUUAACAAUUUAGAUGUUCGAGUUGGGAAUUGCUUGGUUGCUACAGAUUUUCAUGUUGUGGAAAUGAGCGGGGGUUCUGUUAUGCCUUUGAUUCUUGGGAGACCUUUCCUAGCAACAGUAGGAGCAGUUAUUGACUUGCCUAAUAAGAGGAUCGGUAAAGUCUUCUAUAAUGCAAUCAGUGCAAAUGAAGCUAUACGACAUGGCUCUUGUCUAGUUGUAGAACAUGAGAAGAAGGUGGAUGUCAUGAUAACGGGAGAGAGUGCUGAUAAGAAUGAGGUCAACGAAGUCCUGGAUGGAGACACUCAUUCUUCUAAGAAGAGUUCUAAGAAGGUUAAGAAGAGAGACAAGCCGAAGAUAGAGAGAGUAAUACCAGAUCUUCACAUAACCUUGGUACCCCAGAAAUAUGUUAGUGACACCAUUGAGUACAAGGUGAAGUGUAAAGGAAUAUCUCGGCCUUUCUCUAAAGUUAAAGCCAUCCUGAUGCAGCGCAUCUUCCCGGUGUUCAUCACGUUAGAGACUCUUGUUCUUUGCUUUUCGUUUGACUUUUUGUAUGGGCUUAAUGUAUAA